Alexandromys fortis (reed vole) is the source of this 3364-nucleotide messenger RNA. RefSeq names its product cyclin dependent kinase 11B (gene Cdk11b). NCBI's taxonomy places the organism in Eukaryota, Metazoa, Chordata, Mammalia, Rodentia, Cricetidae. Gene Ontology annotation, molecular function: ATP binding; protein serine/threonine kinase activity. The transcript is spliced from 19 exons. The record is from RefSeq and is a predicted model, not a curated record. Gene Ontology annotation, biological process: protein phosphorylation; regulation of mitotic cell cycle. Gene Ontology annotation, cellular component: nucleus. The coding region runs from base 683 to 2935 and encodes 750 amino acids.
GGCGGCGGGAGGUCAGACGUGGGUUAACGGUGCUCCCGAAGAAUCGGGCUAGCGACACAGUGCUGCCGCGUUCGGCCUCGCUCCGCGGAGCUACGGGCCGCGGAGGCGGCGGGCCCUGGCCGCUCCGGAGCCAGCCCCCGCCUCAUGUUUGCGGGACCCCUUGAUCUUACCCAUCACCCAGGCCCCCCGCGUCCUGGAGCGUUCUCACACAGCCCUUUGACAUCUAAGGCACUGAGAUAAGAGCUCUGACCGGGAUGGUCUUUCAUCCUGGAACGGUACCAUUUCGUGGAUGGUGAUGAUUGCGUUUUACGGAAAAGUGAACCGAGGUAAAAACUGAGUUGCCCAAAACCUUAAAGGAGUGACAGAAAGAAAAAAAAGAAGGCAGAAUCCUUCCUGCCUACCUGAACUUCCGGGACUUAUUCUGAAACAUUAAUGAUUGGCCCUAAGUGUUCAGAAUAGACAGCAACAGAGCAUAGAUUUCUGUGCCCCGAGGUUGCUUGAAUUAUCUUUCUUUUUGCAGCGUUUUAACUCAAAUGGGUGAUGAAAAGGACUCUUGGAAAGUGAAAACAUUAGAUGAAAUUCUCCAGGAAAAGAAACGAAGGAAAGAACAAGAGGAGAAAGCAGAGAUAAAACGCUUAAAAAAUAACAACGCUUCUUCGGUGAAGUUCUUUUGUACUUCCAAAUGUCACAGUCUGAUGACCGGGAUUCCAAAAGGGAUUCCCUUGAGGAGGGGGAGCUGAGGGAUCACCGAAUGGAAAUCACUAUCAGGAACUCACCAUACAGAAGAGAGGAUUCUAUGGAAGACAGAGGAGAGGAAGAUGAUUCUCUGGCCAUUAAACCACCCCAGCAAAUGUCUCGGAAAGAAAAAGCCCAUCACAGAAAAGACGAGAAGAGAAAAGAGAAGCGUAGACAUCGUAGCCAUUCAGCCGAGGGAGGAAAGCACGCCAGAGUGAAAGAGAAAGAACGAGAACAUGAACGUCGGAAACGCCAUCGAGAAGAACAGGAUAAAGCUCGCAGGGAAUGGGAAAGACAGAAGAGGAGGGAAAUGGCAAGAGAACAUUCCAGGAGAGAAAGGGACCGCCUGGAGCAGUUAGAAAGGAAGAGGGAGCGGGAGCGCAAGAUGAGGGAGCAGCAGAAGGAACAGCGGGAACAGAAGGAGCGGGAGCGGAGGGCAGAAGAGCGGCGCAAAGAGAGAGAAGCGCGUAGGGAAGUCUCUGCACACCACCGCACCAUGAGGGAGGACUACAGUGAUAAGGGAAAGGUUGGCCACUGGAGCCGCAGCCCUCUGCGGCCACCGCGAGAGCGCUUUGAGAUGGGAGACAACCGUAAGCCAGUAAAAGAAGAGAAGAUGGAAGAACGAGACCUUCUGUCAGACCUGCAGGACAUCAGCGACAGCGAAAGGAAAACCAGCUCGGCCGAAUCGUCAUCAGCAGAAUCAGGCUCAGGUUCUGAGGAAGGGGAGGAGGAAGAGGAGGAGGAAGAAGAGGAAGAAGGGAGCACCAGUGAAGAAUCAGAGGAAGAAGAGGAGGAAGACGAGGAGGAGGAGGAAGAAGAGACUGGGAGCAACUCUGAGGAAGCCUCAGAGCAGUCUGCAGAAGAAGUGAGUGAGGAGGAAAUGAGUGAGGACGAAGACAGAGAAAAUGAGAACCACAUCUUGGUUGUUCCAGAGUCACGAUUUGACAGAGAUUCUGGGGACAGUGAAGAAGGGGAAGAAGAAGUGGGCGAGGGGACCCCACAGAGCAGCGCCCCAACGGAAGGAGACUACGUGCCUGACUCCCCAGCCCUGUCGCCCAUUGAACUAAAACAAGAGCUGCCCAAGUACCUGCCAGCCCUGCAGGGCUGCCGGAGUGUAGAGGAGUUCCAGUGCCUGAACAGGAUUGAAGAAGGCACCUAUGGAGUGGUCUACAGAGCAAAGGACAAGAAAACAGAUGAAAUCGUAGCUCUGAAGCGGCUAAAGAUGGAGAAGGAGAAGGAAGGCUUCCCAAUCACGUCGCUGAGGGAGAUCAACACCAUCCUCAAGGCCCAGCACCCCAAUAUCGUCACUGUCAGAGAAAUCGUUGUGGGAAGCAACAUGGACAAGAUCUACAUCGUGAUGAACUAUGUUGAACAUGACCUCAAGAGCCUAAUGGAGACUAUGAAGCAGCCCUUCCUGCCAGGGGAAGUGAAGACCCUGAUGAUCCAACUGCUGAGUGGGGUGAAACACCUCCACGACAACUGGAUCCUGCACCGUGACCUUAAGACCUCCAACCUUCUGCUGAGCCACGCUGGCAUUCUCAAGGUGGGUGACUUUGGGCUUGCUCGGGAGUAUGGCUCACCCCUGAAGGCCUACACUCCAGUGGUCGUCACCCUGUGGUAUCGCGCCCCAGAACUGCUGCUCGGUGCUAAGGAGUACUCUACGGCUGUGGACAUGUGGUCAGUGGGCUGCAUCUUUGGAGAGCUGCUGACACAGAAGCCUCUGUUUCCCGGGAAGUCAGACAUCGACCAGAUCAACAAGGUUUUCAAGGACCUGGGAACUCCCAGCGAGAAAAUCUGGCCAGGCUAUAAUGACCUCCCAGCAGUCAAGAAGAUGACCUUUAGCGAGUAUCCCUAUAACAACCUCCGCAAGCGAUUUGGGGCUUUGUUAUCAGAUCAGGGCUUUGAUCUCAUGAACAAGUUCCUGACCUACUACCCUGGGAGGAGGAUCAGUGCAGAAGACGGCCUGAAACACGAGUAUUUCCGAGAGACCCCCCUCCCCAUUGACCCGUCCAUGUUCCCCACAUGGCCCGCCAAGAGUGAGCAGCAGAGGGUGAAGAGAGGCACCAGUCCACGGCCCCCUGAGGGCGGCCUGGGCUACAGCCAGCUGGGUGAUGACGACCUGAAGGAGACGGGCUUCCACCUCACCACCACCAACCAGGGAGCUUCAGCUGCUGGCCCUGGCUUCAGUCUCAAGUUCUGAGUCAGAGUGACUGACCUUGGCCAGCUAGAUUGGUGACAGGCAGACAUGAAUCAGGGCAACUUUCUUUCUUUCUUUUUUUUUUUUUUCUUUCAUGUUGUUUGUUUUGGGGUGGGUUGAAAAUUUGUAGAAUUAAAUCACAUUUUUCCUUCUGGAAAGGAAAGAGUUUUCAGAGUUGUCUAACUUGCCUCGUGAAAAAGGGUGAGCAUCUGGAGGCGCCAGAGUAGAUGGUCCACCCCUCCGCGUAGUGAGGCCGGUCUGGAGCGAGCUGGAGUUGUCUGCUUGUCGGUCUGGGAGGCCAGUGGAACUAAGCCAGACCCAUCCACCACAGGCUUUGGCUCUCAGAACCAGGUAUGGGAUGACUUUAGCCACAGUGGGUUUUUAUACAUGAGGUUGUUAGAUGUUUUAAGUAGUAAACUAUUCUUGAAGGAA